GCCGUUUCAGCUUUGCUGAUUCUUGGCGGCCUGUCCGCGUACGUUCUUUAAUUCCCUAUGUGCCCCUACCAGAAGUCUGAAAUUAUGAUUUCGCUUCGCCUUCCAUUCGUUUCGCCCGCAUUGUUCUUCCAAUUUCAUGUUGUACACAAGAAAAUUGAGAAAAAGCAUGGAAAGUUUUUCCAGAUAUAAAUCGUCUCUCAUUUCCGAGUCCAACAGAAUUCCAGAACCCUAGUUCUGUAGUUAGGGUUUUCCCAAUUCCUUGGGAAUUCAAUAACCUUGCUUUUGAAAUUCGAUCUCUUUCUCCCCGAUUCAGAUCGUGGUGAUGCAUUGAUUCCACUCCUUCAAUCGAAUUCAGUCAAUUCUUUCAUCCGUGUUCUGAGCUAAAGCCGUGCUGAUUCUCCAGAAUCUACGCACUUCUUGUUUCUCUUGUGGCGGUUAAUCAAGUGGUCGGGGUAUAUUACUAUUUUUCGUGGUUCUAUGGCGGAUCAGGAUGAAGAUGACCUCAGAAUGGCUCUUAGGUUGAGUAUGCAGAACCCUUCCACUCCGGAGCCCAUGCUGCAGAAUUCCCCGCCGGAACCCAAGCGGAGCAAGCCCAGGGACGCUGCUGCUUCUGCUGUAGCCGGAGGAGAGGCCUCGGUCUCGCCGGAUGAUUCGAGGAGACUGCAGAGAGAGCUCAUGGCUGCUGCAGCUGAGAAGCGUAUGCAGGCUGCCAAAAUUGCAUCGCCUUCGAAGUCUGUAACUUCCAGUGCUACUGCUGUUACCGGUAGCGGCCCUGUAAAGACUGCUGAUUCUGCGAUGAAGGAGAAAGACGGGAGUUUGAAGGUGUGUAAAUUGGAGCGGGAAUUGUCGAUCGAGGAGGCCGACCAAUUGUUCUCUAUGGUAUUUGGCACCGGCGUUUCCAAGGGCAUUCUUGCUCAGUGGAGCAAUCAGGGCAUAAGGUUUAGCUCUGAUCCAGAAACGUCCAUGGGCCUAGUGCAGCAUGAAGGUGGGCCCUGCGGCGUCUUAGCAACAAUACAAGCGUUUGUUCUCAAAUACAUCCUUUUCUUUCCUCAUGAAGUAGGUAAAGUUGGGCACAGCAAGCAUCAAAAUCCUGGUUCCGGAAGAUUGUCCAAGACUAGAUAUGUUGCUUCAAACAAUUUUUCAAUGCUUACUGAAGAUGGAAGAGCAAGGGCCUUGGUCAAAAGUAUGAGUGAAAUAUUGUUCCUAUGUGGGAGUGGUGAUAGGGCUGUGAUUGCCACAUUAAAUAACACAGAUAAUGGUAAAGAGAGCUCCUCAAAAGAUGAGAUUAUUGCAAAAGCACUUGAAAGCCUUUCAAUUGAAUCAGCCUCUGAUUUGCAAAAGGUUCUUAGAGUCGACACAUUCACAAAUGAAGCAAGUGCAUUGCAGAGACUUCAGGACACAAUUCCCGUCUUCCGAUCUCGGAUGGGAGCGCUGCUCUUCCUUAUUUCCGCGCUGCUUUCUCGAGGAUUGGAUAACGUUCAAUCUGACAGAGAUGAUCCCAGUCUCCCACUGGUCACGGCACCGUUUGGACAUGCCUCACAGGAAAUAGUAAAUUUACUGCUCUGCGGCCAGGCAGUUGCUAACGUGUUUGAUGGCCGGAUGGAUUUGGGCGGUGGAAUGUUUUUGAAAGGCAUAUCAAGUGGUGUCGAAGUCGGGUUUCUCACCCUUUUAGAAUCCCUCAAUUUCUGCAAAGUUGGUCACCAUCUAAAAACCCCAAAAUGGCCAAUUUGGGUUAUUGGCAGCGAGUCCCACUACACAGUUUUAUUUGCUCUUGAUACCUCUGUCCAAGAUGAGAACGAGCUGGAGCAGAGAGAAUCACAAAUUCGAAAAGCUUUUGAUUCCCAAGACCAGAGCGGUGGUGGAGGAUUCAUCAGUGUGGAAGGUUUCCAGCAAGUCCUUCGAGAUGCCAGCAUCCAACUACCGACAGAGAAAGUCGACCAUCUCUGCAGCACUGGUUUCAUCGUGUGGAGUGAAUUCUGGCAGGCUGUUCUCGAUCUGGACAAGAGUUUAGGUGGACUAAAGGAUUCAAGUGGGUUGAUGGGGAAGAAAGUGUUCGAUCUUUACCAUUUCAACGGCAUUGCAAAAUCUGACUUGAAUGGUAGCAACAAUACAGCAGCUGGAGGUGAGGCACCGGUACAGAGACCUAGGCUGACGAAGCUCAAGGUUUCAGUGCCACCAAGGUGGACUCCGGAGGAGUUCAUGACAGAUGUUGCUGUGUCCUCUGCUUCUGCUUCAUCUGGUAGUAGUGAAUCUAAAGACAUGGAAGUAAACAAGCCCGAGCCCUGCCAGCACGCCCCACUUGUGGACUGCGUCAGAACAAGGUGGGCUCGCGCCAGUUGUAAUUGGGCCGGGGAUCCCCCCAGUAUAGUCUGAAGCAAAGAUGGCGAAAUCACCUGAGGUACAGAAAUGGCGAAAUCACCAGAAGCGUGGCCAAAUGUGCAGAGAUGAGAAAGAAGGUAGCCUUAUGCAGGUUGAAGGGGUUCCCAGCGUUAUUUCUUGCAAUGUAUCAUUGUAGCUCCUCUGUAUUGUUUUUCUUUUUUUGGCCCCUUGUUGGUCAAUUCCUGAUUGUAGUAAUUCGAUUUUUCAGAUGCUAUAAAGGGAGAGAAGAACGAUUUAUCUUGUUUGGGCUCUUGGUUGUUGCACUCUGUAAAAUGGGGGGUUUUGGAAAAUUUAAACUGUUGAUCAGUUGUUAGUCCCUUUUCGCCACCGCUGUUGUAACUUGGGAAUAUUACAGCACUCUGUGCAGGUCAUACAAUUUGUUAACCUGAAGAUGUCAAAGUCGUGGAUCUUGUUUUCCCGUGUUUACUACCGAAGGUUGAGAGUAAUUUGUA
This is a messenger RNA of Linum tenue, 2831 nucleotides long. Lineage: Eukaryota; Viridiplantae; Streptophyta; Magnoliopsida; Malpighiales; Linaceae. The record is from the annotation of a GenBank genome assembly.